Triticum dicoccoides is the source of this 3470-nucleotide messenger RNA. Its product is annotated as elicitor-responsive protein 1-like. NCBI's taxonomy places the organism in Eukaryota, Viridiplantae, Streptophyta, Magnoliopsida, Poales, Poaceae. The record is from RefSeq and is a predicted model, not a curated record. The coding region runs from base 40 to 606 and encodes 188 amino acids. The transcript is spliced from 9 exons.
AGGAAUUUUUUUGAAAUUAGUACGUUCCCCAACACGGCCAUGAUGAAGGGCGCCGCUCGGCUAUGGAGACUGGUUCUUGAGGUGCAUCUGGUGGACUCCAAGGGCCUCUUCGGCAGCGAUUUCCUAGGGAAGAUAGACCCGUAUGUGAUCGUGCAGUACCGGAGCCAGGAGCGCAAGAGCAGCACCUCCCGAGGUUGGUGCCUCCGCAGCACCUCCCGAGAUGAGGGGAGGAACCCGAGCUGGAAUGAGGUGUUCCGGUUCCAGAUCAACUCCUCCGCCGCCAACGGGCAGCACAAGCUCUUCCUCCGGAUCAUGGACCACGACAACUUCUCCAGCGACGACUUCCUCGGCCAGGCAACGAUCAAUGUGUCUGAUCUGAUCACCCUUGGCAUGGAGAGCGGCUCGUCGCAGCAGAACCCGGCCACCGGCCACCGCCCGGAAGCUGGUGUCGUGGUCGAGCUGGGCGGAGUGGUGCUUCGUCUGCGACGCCAUCUUCUCCCCAUACCCCGACCCUGGCGCUGCUCUUCGCAGGGUAGACCGCGGCGUGUCGGAGCAGUGGCUGCCUCCCGAUCCCCGUGGAGGUCACUGCGGCCCUCUUCGAGAUAAGGCUGCGGGAUCCCUUCUUCCGGACUGGAGUGGCUUCAGAUGAUAAGCUGGAGUCGGACGAGAUGCUCGCCUUGCUGUACAGUAUGGCAAUCAUCAUGUGAGGAAAAUCCUGGUGCUACUUUCGCCUGAUGUGUGGAAAUUGAAUAGUACUGUUGAUUUACUUAGGGAAAAUGGGCCAGUGGUUCUAUCACGGUGCCAAAGGCAUAAGCACCGCCUUUUAUAAGUGUUAGAAAUUUAUGGUUUUUGGUCUACCCCAUAUUUAUCUGCGCUUAUCCGUGGUGCCGCUCACAAUUCACAUCUCUGAGGCUAGGGGGUAGGGACCUUCUUAUACUGUCUUUCCUGACCGACGGACUGACUCGCCGGGUCCCCGCUCCUCGGGGCCAGCCCCUCCUCCGUGCCGGAUCGCGCAUCGGCUUGGAGGCCCCUCGGGCUGCCGCUAGUGCGGGAGUCCUGUGUGGCCGUGCGGGCUGGGGACCGAGCGGCGGGGCCCGUGUGCGUUCCUGGCGAGGGCUUGCUGGGGCUGGCCGGGAUCUGAGGUUGGUUGAUAUGUUCAUGUAAAGAGUGACACUCCCUCCUUUUCCUUUUUAUCCUCAUCCCAGUUCACGUGCAGGGACUAGAUUGCUGGCUAGAUCUUCCUAACUCAACCACUUGAUAUUAAACUCUGUACGUGUAUAGCUAGAUUGCUUGUUAGAUCUUGCUUUAUAACUUAUUCAUUGCCUGCCAUACAAAGGUUCCGGUUUUGAAUUUUGUUUCAGAUUUUAAUUUUUGUUCUAGCUCUUUUUUUACAGACAAUGUGUAUGCCGUUUAAACAAUGAUUAUGACAUUGCGAGGCUUGGUAUAGAUUGUAUUUAUUAUUUAUUUAUUUCCAGUUUUGGUUAAGAGUUGUUACUUGAUACACCUACGUGCUCUUCAAUUGCAGGUCCAUGAUGCAGUUCUACCUCUCUACGUGCUUUUAUAAUCAUGUGUUUGUUUUAAUUUGAUUUUCUCAUAUAUACAUUGUAGGUGUUCCUAUUUAUGUUUCUUGCUGUCACAAAAACGCUAUCUUUGUUGUGGCCAAAUAAUAAGGAGAGACAAACAUUGCCGCUACAUUAUGUGCUUAUUCCAUCAUAUGUAAAUAUUAAAUUAAUACGCGAUCAUCCCUCACAGUAAGUGACACCUUUUAUUUCGUAUAUCAGAUGUAUAAUGCACAAUCAUCUCUCGCUGUACGUGAGGACCAUCAAAAGGUUUGCUAAAGUUUAAAAAGUGCCUAAUUGAUAGGUCACGUCAGCAUUGGGCGUGCAUCUCUAGAACAGAAGGAGUGGAAUAGAAGGCAUCAGGUAUGUGGUUACGGCUUGCUGUGUUCGCCGGGCUCUCUCGAACAUGAAGAAGAUGUGCUACCAUGAAUUCCACAUCUUGCCGCUUGUUGUUUAAUGGUAUUCACUUUGAUCUGUAUGAAUACUUGAUUAGUUCAUUUUCAUUUAUAGCAUUGUAGAUGUUCGCCUCUGCUACUCGAUUUCCAUAAUGGAACAUCCAGUUUAGGUGGGCCAAACAGCCGGUAAGCUUAAGAAUUGGUGGUAAGCUCUUGCAAGAACUUGCAAGCUUCUUGUGUUAAAUUUCAUUUAUGUGCCUGUAUUUGUUCUUGAAUCCUUGUUCUUUUUGUGUACUUUAUACGGAGGUUGCAGUAACUCACAGCACUACAGUUUUCUUUCCCUGUACUUUGUAACAUAUAGCUGUACAUAGUUACUGUUAUUUGCGUUUUGAUUAAAAUGAGAACAUAAUUCUUAUUAUCUACAAUGUCCGUAUAGUGUAUCUCUUCUAGAUGGAAAGGUGUGCGGAAGGGAUUUGUACCAAUUGACCGGGUAGCAAUUGAACAGGAAGACGCUUAGUAAGGAUAAAAUAGUAGAAGAGCACUAGAGGAUGCUUCAAGGAAUUGUAAAGCGGGAUGAGAAGUGUCACAAAAGAAUCAAUUCUGCUGGUAUCGAUUACGAGUGUCCAGCCCCUAAAUCUUCUAAGUUGCCGCUGAAGGGAGAAGACAUGGGGUCGAAAAAAUGUUAAGAUUGACUUGAUGUGUGGUAAGGAAAAGACAGUCGAAAAGUUUUUGAUGCUUGAGCAUUCACUACUCAAUUAUUCUUUUAGGUACGCAUAAUCUUCCAAGUUAUAAUCAAUUCCUUUUAUUUGGGCACGCAUAAUGACCAUUCCUCGGCAUCAAGUUCUUCUGAUGCGAAGAGGAGUUCCUGAUACUAGAUGAACAUACCAGCCUACUUGCCUACAACCAAGGUAGAAUUAUCAGCGGAGACACCACAGUCAGAGCUGGUGACUGAAGAAAGCCUGCAGAUAGCUACCAUCAAUGUCUUUUUUUAGCCAAGAUCUUGCACGUGACCGUUGUUUUCGAAGCCUUAUCUGCAGUUGAGAAUAUAAGGCGAGAAGACGCAGGUGCACGAUACAUUGGAUACUACAAAGUAGACACGGUUCUACAAACGACAUGGCAGAAUAUCUAUACCAUAGUUGAAGCAAAGCACCCUAUAUCCAUGAAAAUAAAUAGUAUAUGGAUUCCGACGUCAAGGAAGAAAAUGAGACAAUAACAUUUGAUGAAUAUUCAAGUUCUUGGUAGAAAGUAGGAGUGCUUAUGAGGGGUGUUGCUAUAAGGGGAUGGCGGUAAUCAGAAGAAAUUUGCAAUUUGGUGAAAUAACUACCUCAUAGAAGAGUUAAUUGGUUUUGAUGUAGGAAAAAUCUGCAGGCUGGUUAAGCUUUGAUGUAUAAAUAGUAGCACUUCGCUUUGUGUAAAAAAAGUUCUUGCUAAGGUUAUUCAAUGGGCUAAGUUUUCUAAACAGUGUUGACUUGAUAUUACAGUACUAAAAUCUCGAGAAUCCUUUGGACCAAGGCAA